UGAAUGUGGUGGAGGCCUUACAGGAAUUCUGGCAGAUGAAGCAGUCCCGGGGUGCAGAUCUGAGGAAUGGAGCUCUGGUGGUGUAUGAGAUGGUCCCAUCCAAUAACCCCCCAUACGUCUGCUAUGUCAGUCUUCCUGGGGGAAGUUGCUUCGGGAGUUUUCAGUUCUGCCCAACCAAAGCUGAAGCAAGACGGAGCGCAGCCAAAAUUGCGCUAAUGAAUUCUGUUUUCAAUGAACAUCCAUCUCGCCGCAUCACUGAUGAAUUCAUCGAGAAGAGUGUGUGUGAGGCUCUAGCUUCCUUUAAUGGAAACCGAGAAGAAGCUGAUAACCCCAGUACAGGAAUCGGAGCAUUUCGGUUUAUGUUAGAGUCAAACAAGGGGAAAUCUAUGCUAGAGUUCCAGGAACUGAUGACGGUUUUCCAGCUGCUCCACUGGAAUGGAAGUCUCAAAGCCAUGAGAGAAAGACAGUGUUCCCGUCAGGAAGUGCUUGCUCAUUAUUCUCACCGUGCUCUUGAUGAUGACAUGCGAACACAAAUGGCCGCUGACUGGGUCAACCGAGAACACGUGUUAUCUGGUACCAUCAAUCGGGAGCUUGCCGCUACGGAUCGCGAGCUGGAAGAGGCCCGUCUGGCUGGACGAGAGCUUCGGUUUUAUAAGGAAAAGAAGGACAUUCUGCUAAUGGCGGUGGGGCAGCUAGGUGGGUCAAACACUACAACUCUGCCCUGCACAUGCUGAGAACAUGAAGAACAUCCUACAUGGCAUAUGAUUGUGACAGACCAGCCAACAGAGAAGUCUCAGAUAGCACUCCAAAUCUCAAAACAGCCUUUUUAAAUGUGUGUGUGUGUUUUGUGCGAGGAGGAGUCAAAGAUUCAGCAUUGUGAAUAUUUCCAUCGCCAAAUCAAUUUCACCUAAUCAUCCGUUUCUGUGAGUGGUGAAUGAACAUUUGAAAAGUCUUUGUGAAGCUUUUUUUUAAGAUCUGUAUAAAUAACGCAUUUUAAACUUGAAACUGAAUCAAGCGCUAUUUUGCUGCAUUAUCACUAUAUCAGUAUUAUCCUCCAGUAUUAUCGUCAUAGAUUGACUGUACUGGCACAUGGUCCUACUGUGUCUGAGUUGGAGAGUCAGUUUUGAAUGAGGCCUUCUUGAAAAUCUUUGCAUUGUAGUUCUCUUGAAUUCUGUAAUGCAUGGGCGCUGCUUUUUUUUAGCUAAACACCAAAGCGCUGCCCAUUCGUUUAUCUUACAAGAUACAGGUGUGUGGUCACAUUGGACUAGUAAAUUCAAAUAUUCUGCAUUUAUAUUCACAAACUAGGCUUAGUCAUUUUUUUGACACAUAUGUGCUUUAGGUGCAUAUACAAACCAUUGCUUUUAAGCGCAUAAUGUUUAUGUAAACACAUACAUACAUAUUUAUUAACUUUAAGUUACCCAGUCUUGUAGUUAAUUCCAUGAAAGCCAAAAACCUUGGUGUAGAUCUUUGCUUUGGAAGCGACAACACUAUGAGGGUAAGAUUUUCUCUGACUGUCAUAGCACCUUUCACACUGACCAUUUACUUCAACCUAUUAACAGAAGCUGUGUAAUAUUCAAACUCCAUACAAUGCACUGUUUUAAGAGUUGUCCCAUUAUUAGGUUGCCUUCUGUUAUUUUUGUGAUUGUAGAGCAGUCAUGCUUAUUUUCUGGGCAACAUUUAUUUUCUACCUCCUUUCUGAAAGCUUUUUUUAUAUGCAUUUGUGAACUUUUAUUACCACAUAUACCCAUAUGCAGAUUUGUGUUAAAAUGUGCAAUGGAAAAUGGUUUGGAUUGAGAUGCUUCUCCCAGAAUAACACAGGAAGUAAAACCAGAUAUGUCAUUUUAUAGAAGCUUUGUUGCAAAAUGCCACUGUCCUCUUUAUUAGGCUUUUGAAAUGAUAACUUGAAAUCAUAACAUCAUCUUUCAUCAAUAUUUCAUCAUCAUUAUUUUACUAGAAUUAUAGAAUGAGUUAAUGAUGUAAAUGUAAUACUGCAACAGAGAGGAAGGACUGUCAGUGUUGUGUUGAUCAUUUCAAGCAUGUAGCUGAACUGCAAACUCAUUUCACCAGUAAAUUGCCAAGUGGCUUUCAAAAAACGCUAGUUAUUAUACCACUCAAGAAAUAAGGAUGUUAAUUUCACUAAACUAUGCAUUUACCGAUUUUUAUUGAGAACAUUGAGGUGCAUUCAUUUUGUCAAGUAUGACAUAUGGAAUAUUCACCUCACCUCUUUACCCCUUUAUGAAGACUUUUACAAUAGGCCUACUUAGUAGGUGAUUGUAUUGGAUCACUGCAAAUUGUUUAUUCAUUUGGGACAAUUAGAAUUUUUUUAUAUCACUAUAUGAAUUUUGGGAAAGACAGGAAAUUACUAAUAGUAGUAUUUGGAGAUACUAUGAUAUUUAAAAAAAUUAUCUCAUAAAUUGUCAUGUUUAUGAAAUUAACUGCUUUGUGAGUACAUUCUUAAUAUAAAAAAGAUUCAAUACUUUGCAAACUCCCCCUGUUGUUUGUAGUUAUGAUAGUAAUUUGGUACUUUAAAUGUUUGAAUAUUCCAUCAUAUUCCCAUAAGUGUUCUGACAAUCUAAAUUUACAGUAACCUUUACAAUAAAGUUUCAUUCGUUACCAUUAGUUAAUGCAUUAGGUAUCAUGAACUAACAAGGAACAAUAUAUCUAUUUUUUUUGCAGUAUUUAUGAAUCUUUGUUAAUGUUAGUUAAUAAAAAUACAAUUGUUCAUUGUUAGUUCAUAGUGCAUUAACUAUUGCUAACAAAUACAACCUUUGAUUUUAAAAGUGUGUUAUUACAGUAUAUGUUGAAAUGAACAUUACCCAAGUAUUAUAAAUGCUGUAAAAGUAUUGUUCACUGUUAAUCCAUGUUAAUUAAUGUUGUUAACUAAUGUCAACAAAUGGAACCUUAUUGCAAAGGGUUACCAAAUUGCAUAUACAUAGCAUAAUACAAUGCAAAAAAACAUGUUGUUAUUGCAGAUUGUACAAUUUUAUACAAUUUGUAUGGCUUUUCCACUGCUGUUUUUUUUCUUCACACUUUUGUUUACCAAAAUUAUUUUUCAAUUAACGAUUAAGGUAGUGAAAUUUAAUCAAUGCAUGUGAAACAUUUUAUACAUUCUCUGGUAUUGGUUUUGUAUGAAGUUGAACUGCCAUUUUACAUGUUUAUAAUAUUUUGAUGCAUAACCAAUGUACUUUUUUGUUGAUUUAUAUUCUUUAGAAGUCAAUAAAGAGCAUUUCAUACACAUUUUGUAGUGCAAUUUUUUUGUAAUCUUAAAUGGAGACUUUUGUGGGGGUACUUGUAAAGUU
This is a messenger RNA of Xyrauchen texanus (razorback sucker), 3299 nucleotides long. RefSeq names its product LIX1-like protein. Gene Ontology annotation, biological process: autophagosome maturation. The record is from RefSeq and is a predicted model, not a curated record. Lineage: Eukaryota; Metazoa; Chordata; Actinopteri; Cypriniformes; Catostomidae. Gene Ontology annotation, cellular component: cytoplasm. The annotation marks the transcript as partial. The transcript has 5 exons.